Molecule: messenger RNA, 1397 nt
Organism: Coccomyxa subellipsoidea C-169
Lineage: Eukaryota; Viridiplantae; Chlorophyta; Trebouxiophyceae; Coccomyxaceae
Product: mitochondrial import inner membrane translocase subunit Tim9
Exons: 3
Coding region: 138-437 (99 amino acids)
Source: RefSeq, a predicted model, not a curated record
AAAGGAAGCUUGAGUCUACAAUAAACGUUUCUGUGGCUGCGCAAUCACAGAGGCUGUGAUUACCUUGUGAGAGCGUUGCUGUCUCGGAGGAGCGGAGAAUACAAGUGGUAUUGCUGUGACUGCAGAAUUAAUUCACGAUGAAUCAGGCCAUGGAAGGCCUCGAACAGCUGCCAGAAGCGCAGAGAAAUGAACUCAUGCAGAAGAUAGAGGAGAUGCAGGUUCGAGAUAGUUUGCGCAUGUACAAUGGCUUGGUGGAGAGGUGCUUCAAGGACUGUGUAGAGUCAUUCAGGAGAAAGGAUCUCGACAGCUCGGAAGAGAAGUGUGUGGAGCGGUGUUGCCAGAAGUUCAUGAAGCAUUCUGCAAGGGUGGGUGCACGCUUUGCAGAGCUGACGAGCGCUGCAGAGCAGCAGAUGCAGCAAAUAGUGAAUCAGAAAUAGGCGCAAGGCAUCAGCAAGCUUACAACACAGAGGCAGUCAUGUGGCAACAGUUGGGACCCAACUGCUUAUUGACACGAUGAUUGCUAGCAAUCAUGGUCAUCAGCCACCCCUGCCUUGUUGCAGUGACGUGCCAUACCAGCAAUGUCAUGUAGAGGCACAUUUUUUCAUGCACACCCUGGCCUGUAUUUAAAUGUGUCCUUGUUGAAACUCAACAGUUGGCUUUACAAUGAGUGAACCUUGAAUACUUACUGUAACACCCAACUCUGUUUGUCCGCAUAUGUGCAAUGGAUCAGUCAAACUUUCAUAUUGCGCCACCAACCACCAGCUGUCUUGAGUCUGAGACCAUUCAAUACACCUCGUUGCUUGCCUCACUCAGUUUGUUUGCCCAGAGCCUCUAAUACCUAUCCUGUUUGCAUUAGCUAGGUGUUUGUCUAGCUACCGCACAGCAGCUGCACCCUCUAAGCACCCGCAAAAGAUGCAGCUGCAGACCAGGCCAAAAUGCAUCAGGAGGAUGGCAGGCAUCCUCCGUCACCUGCAGCACUCCCAAAAGGGGAAUUUGAAUCUCCUGAAGCAUGCCCAUAUGCGCGGCCAGUUGGAAAGAAAAGCAUUAAAUCAAGCCCGUGUGGGCCAGCGCGCAUGGGGGCAUGCCUCAAAAAUCCAUGUCAAAACAUACUUUAAAGCUGUUCACAAGGAUCAACAAUAUUUAUUCCCUCACCGGCCAGUCUUACCGCAACGGCCUCCAAACGCCUCCCUCAGAUCCUCUCCAAAGAUGGGGCCAUGAAAGUCCUUGAAAAUGUUUCUUUGAUACACAUACGCAGAGCCCUGAGACAGUGGGCAUCUGCAUGAUUUGCUGUACUCUGCUGCAGAAAUGGCUGAGCAUUGCUGCCUUGCCUGUCAUGCUGGAUGUCGGCAUGCUGCAAGCCCGAAAUGCGCAAUACACUCCAAUGUGAAACCCCUGAU